AUGGAACAGGCUUGGUACAGUGUCAUUGUAGGGCCGCCCACAAAAUCCCAGCGUGCUACUCGUGUACUAAAGAAGCUCUCAGAUGUCUUCAGCCGCUUUAUGUUCAAUGAUACAGUAACAGAGCAAUGGCAAUUCGUUCGUAACAUCACUGAGGGUAUUGCUGCUGACAGUCCCACUGUAUCCGAUCAAUACAUGCCUUACUAUGACAUAUCCUCGCCCAACCUCCGAUGUGGUCGCGGCGCAGCGACGUCAGGUCCGGGAACACAGACAGCGACCGUAGUUGCCGGUUCAGAAGUCGGUUUCGUCAUUGGGCGCAGUGCAGACGAGCCAUUAGAACCGUACAUAAUCUACCACAACGGCCCCGGUAUGGCAUACAUGUCAAAAUCGACAGUCGACAAUCUAGACGACUAUGAGGGCGAUGGAGAUUGGUUCAAGAUCGCGGAGUUCGGACCUAAGGAUGACACGACCUGGAUUACCCGCGAUCAGACUGGCAUGAAUUUCACGAUACCGAGGCGGACGCCACCAGGGAAAUAUCUGCUACGGGUCGAGCAUUUGUAUGUGCGUCCGAGCUACAACAGUACGCAGUUUUACAUUGCUUGUGCGCAGGUAGAUGUGUUGGGGCCUGGUGGUGGUGUGCCGGAGCCGUUGGUGAAAUUCCCUGGUGCAUAUGAUCUGAAUGAUAGAGGCAUCAUGGUCGAGCAAAGAAUAUAUGAAUGGCCAUUGAGUGGAUUGCUUAAAUAUCAGAUGCCUGGACCAAAGAGGUGGGAAGGCUAA
Aaosphaeria arxii CBS 175.79 is the source of this 774-nucleotide messenger RNA. RefSeq names its product lytic polysaccharide monooxygenase. The transcript is spliced from 2 exons. Lineage: Eukaryota; Fungi; Ascomycota; Dothideomycetes; Pleosporales. The record is from RefSeq and is a predicted model, not a curated record. Bases 1 to 774 code for a protein of 257 amino acids.